Messenger RNA from Rhododendron vialii, 1894 nucleotides. RefSeq names its product hexokinase-3-like. The record is from RefSeq and is a predicted model, not a curated record. Lineage: Eukaryota; Viridiplantae; Streptophyta; Magnoliopsida; Ericales; Ericaceae. Gene Ontology annotation, cellular component: cytosol; mitochondrion. The transcript has 9 exons. Gene Ontology annotation, biological process: glucose 6-phosphate metabolic process; glycolytic process; intracellular glucose homeostasis. Gene Ontology annotation, molecular function: fructokinase activity; D-glucose binding; glucokinase activity. Bases 182 to 1717 code for a protein of 511 amino acids.
AGUGCCGAAGCGAAGACCGCCCCCCAACUCCCUCUCUUUCCUCCCCCCCAACUCCUCUCUCUCUCUCUACCUUUUCUCCGCCGGAGGGACAAAAUCGACCGACGAGUACGAACAGUUUUUUUUUCCGGUUAGUUGAAAACGCCGUCGUUUUAUCGAUGGCGUGAGGGGGAGGGUUUGGAGGAUGGGGAAGGUAGGGUUGGGAGUGGCGGCGGGGGUGGCGGUGGCGACGUGCGCGGUGGCGGCGGUGAUGGUGGGGAGGAGGGUGAGGCGGCGGAGGCGGUGGAGGAGGGUGGUGGCGGUGCUUGAGGAGUUUGAGGAGGCGUGCGGGACGCACGUGGGGCGGCUGAGGCAGGUGGUGGACGCCAUGGCGGUGGAGAUGCACGCCGGUCUGGCCUCCGAGGGCGGGAGCAAGCUCAAGAUGCUCCUCACCUUCGUCGACGCUCUCCCCAAUGGGAGUGAGAAGGGCACCUAUUAUGCGCUGGAUCUUGGAGGUACUAAUUUCAGGGUCUUGCGAGUUCAGCUCGGGGGUAAUAGCAGUGAUAGGUCUGCUAUCCUUAGACAUGAUGUGGAUCGACAAGCUAUUCCUCCACAUCUAAUGACAAGCACAAGCGAGGAUCUCUUUGAUUUUAUUGCUUCAUUGCUAAAGCAGUUUGUGGAAAAGGAAGAAGGAUUUUCUGAACUAUCAGCAGUCAAAAGUAUGGAACUCGGGUUUACAUUUUCGUUUCCCGUGAAGCAAAUGUCUAUCUUGUCAGGCAUUCUGAUCAAAUGGACCAAAGGUUUUGCCAUAGAAGACAUGGUAGGAAAAGAUGUUUCUGAACCUUUACAGCAAGCAAUGUCUAAGAUAGGCCUAAAUAUGCGAGUAGCAGCUUUGGUAAAUGAUACUGUCGGGACAUUGGCACUUGCACAUUAUCAUGACGAAGACACAGUUGCUGCAGUGAUAAUUGGGACGGGUACAAAUGCAUGCUAUUUAGAACGGGCAGAUGCUAUCAUUAAAUGUCAAGGCUUGCUUACUACAUCAGGAUGCAUGGUAGUUAACAUGGAAUGGGGGAAUUUCUGGUCAUCUCAUUUGCCAAGAACAUCCUACGAUGUUGACUUAGAUGCCAAUAGCCCAAACCCUAAUGACCAAGGUUUUGAGAAAAUGGUAUCAGGAAUGUAUCUUGGUGAGAUCGUGAGAAGAGUAAUUCUUAGGAUGUCGGAGGAGUCGGAUAGUUUUGGACCAAUAUCUUCGAAACUAUCAGCACCUUUGAGUUUAAGGACUCCAUUGAUGGCUGCUAUGCAUGAGGAUGACUCCCCCGACUUGAGGGAAGUAGCCAGAAUUUUGAAUGACGAUCUUGAGAUCCCUGAUGUCCCUCUAAAAGUUCGGAAGCUCAUUGUAAAGGUAUGCGAUGUGGUGACCCGCAGGGCUGCCCGAUUGGCAGCUGCUGGCAUUGUGGGCAUCUUGAAAAAGAUCGGACGGGACGGAAGUGGUGGCGUCACGAGCGGAAGAACAAAAGGCCUUAGCAAGGUAAGAAGAACGGUUGUGGCGGUUGAGGGAGGAUUGUACACUAAUUACUCCAUGUUCAGAGAAUACUUGAAUGAAGCCGUGACUGAAAUCUUAGGGGAAGAAAUUUCACCCCAUGUCAUUCUUAAAGAUACAGAAGAUGGAUCGGGCAUCGGAGCGGCCCUCCUGGCGGCAGCUUAUUCGUCUCCCAAUGUGGAUACCGUACAGUUGCUAUAGAUACAUAUAUUUAUAAUUAUAUAUGUAUAGCUCCUGUAAAUUGUAGAAUUUGUUUUCGAUUAUAGUUAUAUAUGAGAAAGGAAAGGGUUGUGUAUAUGUGUCAUGUAUGGAAAGGUGGUUCUUGUUUGUUUAACAAGUUUCCUCUCUUAUUUAUGAAGGUUUAAUUCAUUUGUUGAA